AUGUCGCAUCAGACCGACCAAGAGGGUGGGGCCAGAUCUAGGGCUACUAAAAAGGCCGCCGCGCAAACCAAUCAAACGAAACGUGCGGCGGGGAAAAAGGCUGAGGUGGGAAAGCAGAAGCCCGGGAAGAAGGCGGAGGACAAGGGGAAGCAACCAACGGCACGCAAGCGUGUUUCGGCCGUCAGGAGCGAUGCGGAUGUUGCCACUGCUGCCCUCGAGCCCGGUCCUUCUGACGACGGCACCAUCGGCGGGAACGAAGACCCUGGGCGUGGCGGCGUGAGUGUUGCCGUCCGGUCGGGGGACAGAGAGGGCUUUGCGAGUGGAGGAAAGCACGGCGACUCUCCCCGCCAAGAUCAGGCCGCAACUUUGACGUCCGUGGCAGAGGCAAAGCAGCAGCAUCUGACGCUGCCCCACCCGCCCGUGGUUGAAAUAUCUGCUGCAGUGAUAGAUAAGGAGAAGGAUGCUGCGCACGAUUGCACGGAGGGGCCGAAACACGACAUUGCCGACGUAGGUGGAUCUCCUCCCUCUGGGGGACGCGGGAGGCGUAGGCAGAGGAAGAGCGAUGGUGAGGAGGAGAAUGACACCCCCGUGGCUGAGGACAUGCCCAUACGCGCGAAGAGGAGGCAGACGACAGCCAGCGGUGACGACGCCGGUGGUGCUGAAGAGGGCGACGAUGAUGAGGAGGAGGAGAAGGAGGAGGAGGAUGAGGAUGAGGACGAUGAGGAGGACGAUGAGGGGGACGACGAGGAUGAGGAGCAGGAGGAGGAGGAGGAGGAGGAGGAGGAGGAGGAGGAGGAGGAGGAGGAGGAGGAGGAGCAAGAGGAGGAGGAGGAAGGGGCGGAGGAGGAAGAGGAGGAGGAGGAUGAUGAGGAGGAGGAUGAGGAGGAGGAGGACGACGAGGAGGAAGAGGAGGUGGAGGAAGGGGCGGAUGAGGAGGAGGAGGAGGAGGAGCCGGCAGGGAAAGGACGGGGCGCGCGAGGCGGACGGGGGAGUGGCACAGGGAAGGUGGGGGGCUGGUCUGGACAAUCCCGGAAACGCGGGGCGGGUGACGCAAUGCGUGCCGGACCAGCGGGCAAAUCGAAGGCGCGUAAGGUGAAGGUUGAACUUGACCGGGGUGGAAGGAAGCAAGUGAGACAGGGAGCUAAAGGCGAUGGAGACGGAAAGGGACCGCGCGCGAAAGGGGUACCUGUGGGUUCGGCAAAGAAAGAACCUGCCCGCAUUGGGCCACCGGUAACCGUGCAACGGAUGCAGCUAGCGAAAGGGGCCGGAAGAGCGAGUGUGGCACCGCUAUCCACAGGAGGACCAAGGUUCUUCACGCCAUACUCCGGCCCGAGCAAAGUCGCUGCGACUGCACCCGGCGCGGCAACAGGCGAGGAAUCCAAAUCCCCUCCACCAGCCCCCGUCACGCACUCCCCACUCGCCUCUCCCUCAUACCCAUUUCGGCCACUACACGCUUCUCCAGCUCGGGGCAGGGCGGUCUCCCCCCUCGCCGGUCCAUCGCGUGUGCAUCAACCAAGCACCUUUGCCAAUCCCUUCCCUGAGCUUCCCUUUUCCCGCCAGCGUGAUAGUGUGAGGGCACACGGUGCUACUGCAGAAGACGUUGAUCCCCUUGGCCAGAGAGGGGUUUCUACACACCCUUUUCCGGAUGUCAUGGAUGCGCUGGCUGAAGGUGCAGAGCACGGGCAGUUUGUUACACGAGACGAGUUCCAGCAGCUAUGGUCUGAGAUGUACGCCAUGUUUGCUCAGCUCGGCCUGCGUCGGGGAGCAACUGCCAGCUAUGCCGGGGGGGCCGCAGUGGUGCCGAUGGGUGGUACCCCGCCGCCGAUGAGUGCCGUGGACAAGGCACGUGUGCUUGUGCUGCAGGAGACCAACCCAUUCCCGGUAUGUGGCGGGUUGGGAUUGACGUGGCAACCAGGGCAGGGUUGGGAAUGA
Molecule: messenger RNA, 1932 nt
Organism: Closterium sp. NIES-65
Lineage: Eukaryota; Viridiplantae; Streptophyta; Zygnematophyceae; Desmidiales; Closteriaceae
Source: the annotation of a GenBank genome assembly